Molecule: messenger RNA, 3145 nt
Organism: Marmota flaviventris (yellow-bellied marmot)
Lineage: Eukaryota; Metazoa; Chordata; Mammalia; Rodentia; Sciuridae
Gene: Kics2
Product: KICSTOR subunit 2
Biological process (GO): protein localization to lysosome; cellular response to glucose starvation; negative regulation of TORC1 signaling
Cellular component (GO): KICSTOR complex
Source: RefSeq, a predicted model, not a curated record
CGGAAGUGCGAGGGAGAGGACAGCCACGUGGGUCGAGCUGCAGCGCAGCUCGCAUGGGGGAGUCUAUUCCGCUGGCCGCCCCGGUCCCCGUGGAACAGGCGGUGCUGGAGACGUUUUUCUCUCACCUGGGUAUCUUCUCUUACGACAAGGCCAAGGACAAUGUGGAGAAGGAACGGGAGGCCAACAAGAGCGCGGGGGGCAGCUGGCUGUCGCUGUUGGCGGCCUUGGCGCACCUGGCCGCGGCCGAGAAGGUCUAUCACAGCCUCACCUACCUGGGGCAGAAACUAGGGGGCCAGUCUUUCUUCAGUCGGAAGGAUUCCAUCCGCACCAUCUAUACUUCCCUACAUAAUGAGCUGAAGAAGGUGGUGACUGGCCGUGGGGCCCUAGGUGGGACUGCACCUCAUGUGGAAGAACUCCUGUCCCAUCUGUCAGAGCAGCUCUGCUUCUUCGUUCAGGCUCGGAUGGAGAUUGCAGACUUCUAUGAGAAGAUGUACACACUUAGCACACAGAAAUUCAUCAACGCUGAAGAGCUUGUUGGCCUUUUGGACACCAUCCUCAAGAAAUACAGCUCCAGGUUUCACCACCCAAUCCUCAGCCCUUUGGAGAGCAGUUUCCAGCUGGAAGUCGAUGUCCUGAGUCAUCUCCUGAAGGCCCAGGCCCAGGUCUCAGAGUGGAAGUUCCUCCCAUCUCUGGUUAACUUGCACAGUGCUCACACUAAGCUUCAGACUUGGGGCCAGAUCUUUGAAAAGCAGCGGGAGACGAAGAAACAUCUGUUUGGAGGGCAGUCUCAGAAGGCUGUUCAGCCCCCACACCUUUUCCUUUGGCUGAUGAAACUCAAAAACAUGCUCCUGGCCAAGUUUAGUUUUUACUUUCAUGAGGCACUGAGCCGGCAAACGACAGCUUCAGAAAUGAAAGCAUUGACUGCAAAAGCUAACCCAGACCUGUUUGGAAAGAUUUGCAGCUUCAUCAGGAAAUAUGAUGCUGCCAACGUGUCCUUAAUUUUUGACAACCGAGGUUCAGAGAGCUUUCAGGGUCAUGGCUACCACCACCCCCAUUCCUACAGGGAGGCCCCUAAGGGUGUGGACCAGUAUCCAGCCGUGGUGUCUCUGCCCAGUGACAGGCCAGUCAUGCACUGGCCCAAUGUCAUCAUGAUCAUGACAGACCGGACAACAGACCUGAACAGCUUGGAGAAAGUGGUUCAUUUCUAUGAUGACAAAGUUCAGAGUACCUACUUCCUUACCCGCCCAGAACCUCACUUUACCAUUGUUGUCAUUUUUGAGUCAAAAAAAUCUGAACGAGACUCCCACUUUAUUUCCUUCCUCAAUGAGCUCUCACUUGCCCUUAAGAACCCCAAAGUUUUUGCAAGUCUGAAACCUGGAUCCAAAGGUUAGCCAGUGAUUUGUGUAAGAGAUUUUUAAGACUGGAAUUUGUGUUCUUAAUUGCUCUGAUGAUCUGCAGUGGUAUGUGGCUAGAAUUUACGUCCAUUCAUGCUUCUUUCAGAGCAGUAUUAAAGACAAAUCCUCUCUAAUUGUGUUGUACACUUUGUAAGCAAUUAAGACCAGUUGAAUUAAGUAUCCAAAGAGUAAUCUGGGAAGUGAUCAUGGACUGCUGUGUAUCUCCAUGGUUCAGCAAAGUCGUUCCAGUAUUUUCUCCUGUAUUUUUCCUCUAUUUUAUGUGGACUGAACAUUUUCUGUCAUUGCAAUUAAAGGUGAAUCAGAUUGGUAGCGUAAUGUCAGCUUUUAACAGUUCAGAUGAUCCUCAUGGCAACUCUAAUGGCCAUUGGUUCUUUUGGAGUGAUUUAUAUGUCAAACUGCAUUUGUUUUUGCCUUUUUAAAGUUUGAAGUUUUCACUGUUUUAAAGUCAGCGUAAGCCAUCGUGGGGUUUCUUCUUCGUACUAUCUCUUUGACUGUUAUCACUUUUUUGCUGAAAUCUAUGUUCAUCUUUGGCUCCACUCCCUGGUUAUUUUUAGGCUCAGAAAGUAUCAGUGUUGGUUUUUCAACCACUUUAGCUUCUCAUACAAUGUGCCCUGCUUUUAUAAAAUCAAAAUGAAGGUCUUGAUGCCUUGCAUUUGCUAAAAAUCAAUUGUGCUUUCAGAAGACCUCUUCAUAGUUGAGUAAUUAACUGAGUACUUAGCACAUCUGAACUUGGGUUUCAUGUCUGCCUUCUGCAAAUUAUGUUUAGUAGCAGUGCUACAUCUUAGCACUGUCUGCCUCAUCAUUUUCCUUCAGUAGGUGUUCAUGGAGAAGUCAGUGGAAUAGUAAAGGCAUAAUGGACUCUAAAAUCCUUCAUUUCCGUUACUGUUUCAGAGUAAAAAGGAACCAGAAAGAAUAACCAAGUUGUUACUACUUGGUAGUUCUUUCAAAGUUUGUGUAAAAUGUUACAGCCAGCUGAGUGCUGUUUCUCAUGAUUAUGCAGACCCACUGUUGCACUGGGUGUCCAAGGAGGACACACCAGCAACAUCAGCAGAGCCAGGGAGCCUCCAAGUCAGUGGGAGGACUGCCCACCUAGUCUGGAUUUCCUGGUAGAAGAACACACCCGCCUACUUUCUGGAGAGAAUAUGUGUUUUUCUUUAUUUCUCUCUCAUCAUAUGAUUUGUAAAAAGCCAGUUUGCUUUAAAUAGAAUGUAGUGAUUUAUCUCUGCAUUUUAUUCACUCAGGUUCUAUAAAAAUAUGAACAGAUUUUACAACAUUGACCUUACUUAAAAAAUUGAAAACAGUUGGAACUAAAGAGUCAAAUCAUUUUUCUUCUUUUUUGUACUUUGCCAAGGAACUGAAAAAUAUUCCUCAGUGUUUGUGUAUUUUUUUCCCCUGGAUAAAACCACCAUUAGCCUUAAUGAUAGGGCUCUCCCAUGUACCUAAAAUAAUAUGUGCUUCAGUGGAACACAGAGGGGUGUAAAUAAAACAUAUGUGACACUUAAGCUGUCAAAUGCAUACAUAUUUGAAUUGUAUGUUUAUUUUUUAAACAAAAAAGAAUUUACAAGGAACAGAAGGCAGAUGUAAAUAUUAAAAUCUAAGACAAUUCAUGAAUCACUGCAGCUGUCAUAGACUGUACUGAGGGAUUCUGAAGAUUAAAUAUUGAUAUUCUAAUGAUUUCUUAAACCCUCCAAAAAAGUUUUCAUAUUAAAAAACAUUUUGGUUUAAGUGAA